GUUAGUUGUUAGGCUGCGACACUUCCGCUCGAAUCUUGUUCCUCGUACCCUCGUUCUCUCUUGGUAUUCUCUGACUACAUAUGUCGGCAGAGAAGAGGGUUGCUCUUGGCGACGCAUUCCCGAGUGUUCGAGGGUGUGUGGAACCUUUCAUCUAGAACCUGCAUUCUCUCAAGAUCGCGGAGAGUGUGGUCUUCCUUGGAGUCUAGUACGUUUUCUUGGUGGGUUUUUGAGUUUUCGGUCGGUUUAUUGGCUUUUGGUGUAGUUUGAGAGCCAAGAUCGGAGUUCUUUUCUCUUCUUGUCGAACUGCGUGAGAUUAACGCCUAGUUUUUUCUUGUAUUUAACUGGAUUUACUCGAAUUGAAGAGAAAUCCCGGUGUUCUGUCUUUCUUUGAGGCAGAGAUUCGGAAGGCUAGCUUCUUGAGUUCCUUUUCUUGAUUUCGUGGUGUUUCAUGAGGAACUUGUAUAGAAGAUAAGCGUGCCUGCUAUGUUUGUUUGUUGCUUGAGGUAGACUGAGGUCAGUCACUUCAAUUCGUGCGCGGAAUACUACGAAAUGGUAUUUUUGGGUGGUUGAAUUGUCUGAGCUUCGAUUCAGACGUCAAGCCCAUAAACAUUUCUGUGGAAAUGGAGCCGCAUUUAGAGAUUCACCUCGAGGAUCCGGUCAAAAAGCCUCAAUCAUCGACUGCCUCUGAACAAUCGACAGCUGUUGACGUCUUGAAGAAAUCAUCGAAAAUGGUAAAACCCAGCGGAAGAACACCAACUGCUAGAAUCUCCAGUACCGUUUCUUCCAUCAAGAAGCGGACAGAAGGAGCUGAUCAAACAGGUUUGCGUGUCAGAAGGUCUAAAUCCACUUUAACGAAGUCUGCUGGGAGCUUGAAUGCCGCUUCAUGGCAGAGGAGAAAUAGCACCGGUUGCAUUGCACUGAAGCUGCCAUCUUCAGCUACAAAACGGCAGGAAAAUGGAACGUCUAUUGAUGGUAAAAAGAAAGCUUCUUCGGUUUCUGAACAUGGGAAGAGAAGAAGCCUUGAAAGCAGACUUUCAUUACUGCCUUCUGUGAUCCCAAAGGUACCUUCCUCUGUAGCACGUUCAGAGACAUUGAAGUCAUCUCCUGUGUCUCGGUUAUCAUCUAAGUCUGACAGUACUGAGGCAGAUUUGACACGGAAUCCACUCGUGAAACCAUCAACAGUUUCUUCUUUGAGAAGGUUUACCACAUCUUCAGUGGACAGUCCCAAUGGCUGCAGUAGUCUAAGAAAAGUGGAUUCAAACGUGUCGUCUCCCUCAGGACGUUCACCUUCAGUUACAAGCAGCUUUAAGUUGGGAUCAAUGUCUGCAUCUAUCGAUAGGGGUUCCUCUUUAUCAGGCCGAAAGAAGACUUUGACUCCAGAGAGUCGUGAUUCUCGCUUCAUGAUGCUUCCUCGGGUGGAUGUCAAGGCAGGGGUUGAAAUGCGGCUUGAUUUAAGAGGACACAGGGUUCGCAGUCUUAAUGCCUUGACUUUGUCACCAAUCCUAGAGUUUGUUUAUCUCAGGGACAAUCUUCUUUCAUCUGUGGAGGGUAUUGAAAUUUUAAAGAGGUUGAAGGUGCUUGAUCUGAGUUUCAAUGAUUUCAAAGGGCUUGGUUUUGAGCCUCUUGGAAAUUGCAAAGGCCUCCAGCAACUUUAUCUUGCUGGAAAUCAAAUAACAUCUCUGGUUACCCUUCCUCAACUUCCAAAUCUGGAGUUUCUCUCUGUUGCUCAAAACAGAUUAAAGUCACUUUCCAUGUCUGGUCAACCUCGGCUGCAGGUAUUAGCAGCUAGCAAAAAUAAGAUAUCAACUUUGAAGGGGUUUCCGUAUUUACCACUUCUUGAGCAUCUGCGUGUGGAGGAAAAUCCUAUAUUAAAGAUGCCUCACUUAGAAGCAGCUUUGGUAUUGCUUAUUGGCCCUACAUUAAAGAAGUUUAAUGACCGUGAUCUUUCACCUCGCAAACUGGAAAUUGCAAAGCUAUACCCUGGUCAUACAGCUUUGUGCAUCAGAGAUGGAUGGGAAUUUUGCCAGCCAGAUCUUGCUGAAGAGUCAACAUUUUCAUUCCUAGUUGAAAAAUGGAAGGAUAACAUUCCUCAUGGCUACAUGCUUAAACAAACCUCAGUUGAUCAGCCAUUUGAAGAAGAUAUCUGCUGCUCCCACUUUAACUUUGUAAACUUAAGCAGCCACUCUGAGCUUGUCCUUAAGUUCCAAUGGCUUAUAGGAGAAAGAAUACUCUCUAGCUUUUUACCUAUUGCAGAUGCUGUAGGCGAGGUUUACUGGCCAAAACACGAUGAUGUUGGCAAAUUUCUGAAGGUCGAAUGCACUCCAAUUCUCAAUGAUGUUGAGUACCCUUGUGUUUUUGCUGUAUCAUCAGUUGUUGCCCCAGGAACCAGAUAUCCUAAAGUUUUAAAUUUGACCGUGCAUGGUGAGCUUGUGGAGGGAAAUGUAAUAAGAGGUUCUGCUGAGGUUGCAUGGUGUGGUGGAACCCCAGGUAAAUGUGUAGCAAGCUGGUUGAGGCGAAGAUGGAACAGCAGCCCUGUUGUAAUAGUGGGAGCUGAAGAUGAGGAGUACAAGUUAACUGUAGAUGACAUUGAUUCGAUUUUGAUUUUCAUGUACACUCCAGUUACAGAAUCUGGUGUCAAGGGAGAACCACAGUCUGCAAUGACUGACUUUAUAAAAGCAGCUGCCCCAUCGGUCAAUAAUGUGUGGGUUCUAGGAGAUGCCGUUGAAGGAAAUACAUUAAAAGGUGUUGGAGAAUAUUUCGGAGGAAAAGAAGGGCCUAGCAAGUUCAAGUGGUUAAGAGAGAGUAAAGAUUCAAGCAUUUCUGAACUAGCUUCUUCUGGUACCAAUGAGUAUUCCUUGACCAAAGAGGAUAUUGGGAGAUGCUUAGUCUUUGUAUAUAUUCCUGUUAACUUUGAAGGCCAGGAGGGACAAUCAUCAUCUGCCACUUCAGAAAUUGUAAAGCAAGCCCCUCCAAGGGUUACCAAUUUGAAGAUUGUUGGAAAUAUUAGAGAAGGAAGCAAGGUGACUGUUAGUGCUGUUGUUAAUGGGGGAACUGAGGGAUUUAGUAGAGUUCAAUGGUUCAGAACAACUUCCCAGAGAUUGGAAGGUGAAAAUUGUCUUGAAGCAGUUAGUGCCUCCAAAGUUGCAAAAGCAUUUCGUAUUCCACUUGGUGCUGUUGGGCACUACAUUGUUGUGAAAUUCACUCCUAUGGCCCCUGAUGGUGAAGCUGGUGAACCAACACAUGCUAUAUCGGGAAAAGUAGUUGAGGCUCUUCCACCAAGCCUAAAUUUUCUGUCUCUAACUGGUGUUUUUUCUGAGGGUGAGAUGUUGACAACAUCAUAUAGUUAUAUUGGGGGCCAUGAGGGUAAAAGUAUCUUCAAUUGGUAUCUCCAUGAAAAUGAAACCAUUAAAGGCGUGUUAAUACCAGAGGCAUCAGGAUUGCUUCAGUAUCGGAUUACAAAAGAUGCUAUUGGCAAAUAUGUUUCUAUUAAAUUCACUCCUGUAAGAGAUGAUGGAAUCAUUGGUGAGCCAAGAACUUUCUUAGGACAAGAACAAGUUCGUUCAGGAAGUCCAAGAGUGCUUUCGCUAUGGAUAAUUGGCAAGGCUGUUGAAGGAAACACAUUGUGUGCUGACAAAAGAUAUUGGGGUGGAGAAGAAGGUGAUUCUGUCUUCCGUUGGUUCCUGACGAGUCCUGAUGGUAUUCAGCAUGAAAUCAAAAGUGCUACAACUACAUCAUAUACCCUAAGAGUCAAUGAUAUUGGCUUUCUAGUGUCUGUUUCAUGUGAACCGGUUCGAAGUGACUGUGCUCAUGGUCCUACAGUUCUUUCAGAAUGUAUUGGUCCCAUUGUUCCUGGACCACCAUCUUGUCGAUCACUUGAAUUUCUUGGAUCAAUUAUUGAAGGAAGUAGCUUGAGUUUUAUCGCUGAGUAUAAUGGAGGUAAAAGAGGGACCUGCAUACAUGAAUGGUUUAGGGUGAAGGAUAAUGGUGCAAAGGAUAGAAUUAGUGCUAAUGAUUACCUUGAUUUGAGUAUCGAUGAUGUUGGUGCAUGCAUUGAGCUUGUCUAUACACCUGUAAGGAAGGAUGGAGCAAGAGGAUCUCCAAAGAGCAUUAUUUCAGAUAUCAUAGUUCCUGCGGAUCCAAAGGGCAUUGAGCUUGUCCUACCAAGCUGCUGUGAGGAUCAAGAAACUGUUCCCCUGAAGUCAUACUAUGGUGGGAAAGAGGGAACUGGGAAAUAUAUUUGGUACAGAACCAAAGAGAAGAUAGAUGAGUCAGAACUUGUAAAUAAAGCUGCUUCAUCUGAUGAUAUUCUUCUUGUUGGAGAAACCUUAUCUCCAAGCAGAACAUACACACCCUCAUUUGAAGAUGUUGGUUGCUAUUUGGCCCUAUACUGGGUGCCUACACGGACGGAUGGGAAACUGGGCAAGCCAUUAGUCGCUUUUAGUAGUAAUGUGGUCAUGGCAGCUCUUCCUUCUGUUUCGGAAGUAUGUAUAAAAGAGCUCAGUUCAGGUGUAUAUGCUGGAGAAGGAAAAUAUUAUGGUGGGUAUGAGGGAUCAAGCCUGUAUAGUUGGUACAGAGAAACUAAAGAAGGAACUAUAGUUCUUAUUACUGAAGCCAAUUCCACCAUUUAUGAGGUUAAAGAUUCAGAUUACAACUGCCGUCUAUUAUUUGGCUAUAUUCCUGUUCGUUUUGAUGCACUUGUAGGAGAACUCAAGUUAUCAGAACCAACUGAUGUAAUUCUCCCAGAGAUUCCAAAAUUUGAUAUGCUUUCUUUUAAAGGAAAGGAAGUUGAAGGAGAAAUGAUUACAGUUGUUGAACUAAUUCCUAAAAGUGAUAUUCAGCAGCAUGUCUGGAACAAGUACAAGAAAGAGAUUAAGUACCAAUGGUUUUAUUCAUUAGGAGAUGGAGAGCAUCCGUCCUUUGAACCAUUGCCAUCUCAGCUUUCUUGUUCAUAUAAAGUGCGGUUUGAGGAUAUAGGCCGAAGUUUGAAAUGUGAAUGCACCGUCACAGAUGUGUUCGGAAGAUCAAGUAAUACUGUGUCAGCACAAACUUCUGCUGUAUUGCCAGGAAUUCCUAAAAUUGAUAAACUGGAGAUUGAAGGAAGGGGCUACCACACAAAUUUGUUCGCUGUUCGAGGUAUCUAUAGUGGUGGUAAAGAAGGCAAGAGCAGAAUCCAGUGGCUUAGAUCAAUGGUUGGAAGCCCUGAUUUAAUCUCAAUACCUGGCGAGACUAGUAGGAUGUACGAAGCUAAUGUUGAUGAUGUAGGAUACAGAUUGAUAGCAGUUUAUACGCCAAUAAGAGAGGAUGGAAUGGAGGGACAAGCUGUAUCUACAUCAAUGGACCCAAUUUCAGUUGAGCCUGAUAUUUAUAAGGAAGUGAAGCAGAAGUUGGAACUUGGAUCUGUGAAAUUUGAGGUAUUAUGUGACAAAGAUCGAUCUGCAAAAGAGGCUCCAGGUGUCCGGAAUCUGGAGAGAAGAAUUCUAGAAGUCAACAGGAAGAGGGUCAAGGUCAUUAAACCUGGUUCUAAGACUUCUUUUCCAAACACUGAAAUCCGUGGAACUUAUACCCCGCCUUUUCAUGUUGAACUGUAUCGGAAUGAACAACACCGAUUCAAGAUUGUAGUUGACAAUGAGAAUGAAAUGGACUUGAUGGUGCAAACUCGACAUAUGCGGGAUGUCAUUGUUCUUGUAAUAAGAGGUUUUGCCCAGCGGUUCAACAGCACUUCUCUUAAUUCACUUCUCAAGACAGAGACAUGAUGCAUUUGGUAUUAGAAGACGGGGCAGAAGAAUGUGGAGGUGCCCUUCAGUAUAUCUUUUUGCAAUGCACCAUGAGGAGAUUUUUUCUUUUUUUGCCUGAACUUGCUGGACGCCAGCCUUGGACGGGUUCUCAAUGUGAUUGCCGGUGCAUGUUGUCCCGAUCUUUGGUAGGGAUGCAAAAUGUCCAACCUCGAGGAAGCUGGACAAGCACUUUUUAUCAAUCAUUCACCCAUCGGCCUCAUACUUUCGCUGGACUGCACUUGUUUGCUGUGAAUUAUGAUGUGCCUUUGAUGA
This is a messenger RNA of Musa acuminata AAA Group (dessert banana), 6047 nucleotides long. RefSeq names its product 187-kDa microtubule-associated protein AIR9-like. The coding region runs from base 621 to 5753 and encodes 1710 amino acids. Gene Ontology annotation, cellular component: plasmodesma. Lineage: Eukaryota; Viridiplantae; Streptophyta; Magnoliopsida; Zingiberales; Musaceae. The record is from RefSeq and is a predicted model, not a curated record. The transcript is spliced from 38 exons. Gene Ontology annotation, molecular function: protein binding.